Messenger RNA from Acipenser ruthenus (sterlet), 3544 nucleotides. RefSeq lists its product as uncharacterized. The record is from RefSeq and is a predicted model, not a curated record. Lineage: Eukaryota; Metazoa; Chordata; Actinopteri; Acipenseriformes; Acipenseridae. The transcript has 9 exons. The coding region runs from base 34 to 1194 and encodes 386 amino acids.
CCCAACUCAUUGAAACAGAGAAGCCUAGUAAGAAUGGGUCUACUUGUGGUGCUGCUUUACUGUAGCCUGGUCUCCGGUGUCUUUGGAAAUGAAGUCUAUAUGCAGGGGGGGUUUCUGACUUUCACACCCAAAGGAAAUAAUCUAGAUGGCACAAUCAGGGUGGACUUCCAUUCCAAAGAGUCAUAUGUCUACACUGGAUCAUGCUCGCCAGCGUCUUCUUGGGAAUGCCAUGAAGGAGACUGUGGUACCAUAACCACUUCUGAAUAUGGAGAAACUGAUCCCGAACACUCUGGAGGCAACUGUGAGGUAGAGGGCUUUGUUACGAGAAACCUACCAAGUGAUAAACCUUUCGACUUGCUAGAGCAAGGUUGUUGUGUGGCCAACGGUCAAUUUGGUGUUAGUUGGUGGAAAAUGAAAGCUCAUAUCGAUCUGGGAAGAAGAUCAGAUACUGGACACCCCAACAGAUCCCCUAUAACGACAAUGCCACCACAAAUCUUGGUCCCCCAGAACUGUCCUACAACUUACAAUUUAUUGGCACAUGACCCUGAUGGUGAUAAUGUAAGAUGUCGAUAUGGAAUUAAAAAAAAUUCAGAGUGUUACAACUGCAAAACAGUUCCCGACUUUACCCUAGAUGAGAAUGCCUGCUAUUUAUCAUUUUCUGGCUCCUCAUCAUCUGGACCAUAUGUGUUUGAACUUGUACUGGAAGAUUUUCCAAGGCAAAAUACAACAUUAAAAUAUCAUGAUGGGACAUCAACCGUCAAAUACCCACUGUCCCAAGAUGCAUCAGAUCCAUUGAGCAAAAUACCCCUUCAAUUUCUAGUUAUAGUUGAUGGGGCAGCGCCAUCCUGUGUUUUGGGGGAAUACAUACCAAAGUAUAUAACUCCAACUGUUAGCAAUGGUGUCUUCAUAAAGGCAGCACUUGGUAAAGAAUUUUCGUUUCCUGUCUCCGCAGUCUCGACACAAUCAGUGAUAAAUGACAUCAGGAUUAGGGGCCCCAUAAACAUAACAAAAACAUUUGCGUACGAUGCUGUCGCUGCAGUUGGCAAGGCACUGGUUAAGUGGACUCCGACUGCAAAAGAUGUAGGAGAUUACAUUCCCAUAUGCUUUAUUGCACAAACUACAACCGGGUAUCAGUCUGAACUGAGAUGCAUAACAGUAAUCGUUGAAGAAAGCCAAAGUGGUUUUCAAGAAUAAAACAACCACACAGCAUAUGGAUGGGGUUUCCUAUUUCAAUGACCUGUUUUGUCCCAGUAGCUGUUAUUGUUAUGUGUAGUGUUAAUUCUUUUUAAUGUUAUGUAUUCCCAAAGUUAACAAUGUUACCCACAUGUUACAUAAUUAAAUAUAUGUGUCUUUUUGUUUUACAGUGUAUUUUUUUAUUUAAAAAUAUUCAAUUUGUUUAAAUAUUGAACAUAUUUUACCAGCAGUGAAAUAAAUAUUCUAGAGGAAAAAAAAUAUUUUAUUGCACGUAUUUAUUUGUAAUACACGCAAUAAAAUAACUUUUUCCCCCAGCAUAUUUAUUUCACUGCUCGUGCUUAUUGGGUAAAACUUACAAAAACUGCAAUAAGGCAUACAGUGUAUUAUAUGAGAUAUGUGUUGCAUAAAAGGCGCUAUAAAAAUGAUGAUUAUUAACAUUAUUGAUUAUUAUUGUAUUUAUUUGUUUUAAGUGACCACCCUUUAAAAGCAUGGAUAUUGAUGCCUGUACUAAAUCCAACCUCACCCAUGGAGGAGCAUUAUAACGAGGCACCUUUGAAGGAGGCAGAAAUACGUGAUGCUCAAGUGAUACAUAAUUUACUUGUAAUAUUGUCCAAUUAUUUUUGAUUAGCUCACCGCUACCACCUCCGCGCUGACUCUGGAGCGGCGAAGACGAGCACACGCUGUCCUCCGCAGCAUGUGCCAUCAGCCGACCGCUUUUUUUUAGUUUUUCUAGAAAGCUAGCAUGAAAUACGUACACCUGCACAUCAUAGAUCUUUUCAUAAAGAGGGGAAUAUUUAUAUUUCGUUUUUUUUAUAGAAUGGAACAAAAUAAAAAUAAAAAACACCUACAAUAUGUAGGAUACACUUUUCUGAAAAAAAUCUGUGAAAUGUCCAUUUAAAUCUGUACAAUGUUACAUAAUAUAAUACAGAUUUGCAUAUGGUACAACUCUAGAAAGUCUACAAUUACCAUAACUAAAAGAGCAUAUCUUGUCAGAUAAUUUCCUCCUUAAUGCAUUAUUCACCUCACUUCAAAACAGUGUUUUUGAUAUAAUGAAUAAAAAAUAAUAACAACCAUUUUUACAACAGAUAUAUGUGUCUCACAUCAAUUAAAAAAAUUGUGUGUUGAGGAUACUAAACGUUCCUUAUUUCAUUAAAAUAGUCAUGAGUUAAGGAUGAUUUCAUUUACUCAUGCGUUAAAGCUUUGCAAAUGGCUUAGGGCUGUCAAGGACAAAACUACAUUGCAAUACUUCACAAUAUCAGGGUUCUUAUGCAACAGUUUCCUUCCAGUAUGUCGUUAGACUUGUUUGUUCUGUAAAUCUUUGUUAAGCCUCAGGGCCAUAUUUUCAAAACGUUUCCUGCACCCUUUAAUUUACUCAUAUUUUUUUAAAGGAGAAAAGGGAAUGCUAGGUUUACAAAAUGAGAAACAAAACACCUCCAGCGUGCUUAAGAGAACUUAGGUUAUAUUACUUAGUUGUUUGGUUCUAGUUUUGCAAAAUUGACAAACGUGGUGUAAUUAAAGACUGGAGUAUAGGGGGACUGGAUUUACAAACGUAGGGCAGCAGUGUGGAGUAGUGGUUAGGGCUCUGGACUCUUGACCGGAGGGUUGUGGGUUUAAUCCCAGGUAGAGGACACUGCUGCUGUACCCUUGAGCAAGGUACUUUACCUAGAUUGCUCCAGUAAAAACCCAAUGAUGUCUUGUAACAAUUGUAAGUCGCCCUGGAUAAGGGUGUCUGCUAAGAAAUAAAUAAUAAUAAUAAUAAUAAUAAUAAUAAUAAUAAUAAUAAUAAUAAUAAUAAUAAUAAUAAAUGGAAGUACACUGAAUGACACAGAAGGAUGUUAAAGGACAAAUAUUAAACGUGAAGGAGAUUUUUUUUUUAAUUUGAAGAACAGGGUUUUCUCAUUAGGAAGUUACAAAGGACUGGGUUUGAUGUCCUUUGAGAUUUUUCUAUGCUAUUUUAAAGGACUUUCUUUAUGUUGCAUUAAACAUCUGAAAGCAACCAACCCUUUCUUAAAUGUAAUAUUGGGCCAGGUGUAUCAAGGUGUGUGGCAGAAUGAGGGUACUGGCCUGUGUAUAUGUGUGUUUUGUAGUGGUGGUGGGUAAUUAAAGGGUUAAUUCACUAGCACUUUAAAAACAUGUGAGAAUGUGGUGGAGGGUUUAAUUGAUUAAGUGGAUGUAAAUUGCUGCACUGGUGUGUAUAUAUAAGGGAGCACUGAGAGCACAGGUUUAGUUGGUGUUAGGAUUCUGGAGUGUGUAGAUCUCUGAUCCUGUGUGUGCAAGAUCUGUUUUUGUUUAAACUGUUUAUUUUGUUUGUUUUAUUUAAUAAAUACAUGCCGGAGCGCUUUUCCCUGCA